AGAGUCAGUCGCUACUAGUUUAUUUUUGGACGUGGGCCAAGGAAAACGUGGGCAUUGUUUUAUUGUUGUGUUUUUAAAUUGCUUUUCAUUUAUAUAUUUUUCUCUUUAUCUUUUGAAAGUAAUAAUAUAGUGAUUACUGUUAAAAUACAUAAGUUAUAAAUUAUUCCAACGUAUCAACUUUGUUUUAUUAGAAGAAAAAUUAAAAAAAAAUAUAUAUAUCCGAUAUGGCUGAAGGAAAUCGAGACUCUGUGCGGGUAUGUAACAGAAAACGUUGAACAUAUUUGAACGUGCAAAAAAGCUAAAGAAAUAAUUGAUAAAAAAUGGGUGAAAGAAGUGGAUAAGUGGACCAAUUCCGGAGGAAAUCUCUUGCAGAAAAUAUGGACAACAAUGUGUGAUAGGCCGAACCUCGCUCUCUGCAGAUACACAAGGGCUUUCGAGGAAUUAACUCGAAUUAAAAAAACAAGGCUCCGUAAACUGCAAUGUCCUUUUACGUGGAAAAAUAUAAGUGAAAAUGAUUUAAAUUCAGUUAAACAAGAUUUGCAUCAUGAUGAAGCAUUUGUACCACUAAUGUCCUUAACUCGAUAUUUAAUAAUCAGUUAUGCACAGUUUUUAAAACAGGAUUAUAAAUUAGCUGACGAAAAAAUUGAAGAAGCAAAUAAACUGAUUUCUCAGUUUAGCAAUUCGGAAAAAGAAGUCGUUGAGCAUAUUUUAGAAGCAACAAAAGCUCAUUAUUUAAUGAUAAAAGAAAAUACCGAUGAAGUUGAUGAGAUAUUAAAAAAAAUCAACAAUAUUGAUGAUGAAAAAUAUUUAAGUACAUUAAAUGUAUUUAAAGCAGCAUUAUGGACACAUUGCAAUGAUUUUAUAAAUACAACAGAAAUUGCCAUUGAAUUUGCUAAACUUUCAUUGAAAUACAAUCCCGAAUAUGCAAUAUCACAUUAUUUUCUUGCUAAAAAUUUGAGAACAUUAAGAAGAUUAAAAUCAUGUCACACUUCUCCUGACGAUGAAGAGAUGUUACAUUUUGAAACAGCUUAUAAACUUGAUAAAAAUCCUCAAUAUGGUCUUUUUCUUGGUCAAGCUUACAAAGAAAAAAGGAUAGAAUACCAAAAGAAAAUGAUGAAAGACGAAGAGAUAAUGAUGAAAAAAAAAGCAAAAAAUAUUUUAACUGAAAUUCACAAAAUGAAUAUUAAAUGUCCCUCUAUUAAUUUGCGCUUAGCUUUAUAUUUUGAGCAAAAUUUUUUAUUAAAUGAGGCAAAAGAAUGUUUAGAUUAUGUUGAAUCAGUAACACCAGAUGAUUCAAUGUUUCUUCAUUAUAAAGGACUUUAUUUUAUGAAAAUGAAAAAUUAUGAGGAGGCAGCUGAAUAUUUAAAAAAAACAUAUGAUUUGAAUAAUUAUGGUGCUGAUAUUGGAUAUGCACAAUGUAUGCGAAUACUAAGGAAACGUUUUGAUUUUGUUGAAUAUUUUUUAAAGAUGAUAGAGAAAUAUGAAAAUAUUGAAAAAUGUAAACAAAAAGAAAUGCAUUUACAUGUGGCUUUUACAUAUUUUAAUAUUAAAAGAGACAUUCGUGAAGCAAUUAAAUAUUUUUUACAAGCAUUUGAAAUUGAAACUUUUGAAUUUAAUAUGGAAAAAUACUUUUAUCCUUUGGAGGAUGUUAAAGCGAAUAAUAAACAUACAUUUGGUAUAAAUGUCUAUAAAUUUCUUGAGGACAAUAUAUUUCCAAAAAUUACUGACUACAUGAAAAAUAAUACAAUAAAAAUUCCUGAGGAUGUCAUUGCAGCAAAUGAAAAAUUGAAAAAAAUAUGUGAAGAAUAUCAUCAACAUAAUAGACAUAAUUUAUAAUUUGAAUAUUUUUUUUUUUUUUUUUUGAAGAGAGUUUGUAACUUUUUUAACAUUUUAUAAAUAUAUAAUUAAUUCUAUUUUUUAAUUGUACUUCACGUGCAAGACUUGAAUUUUACAAUAAAAAAAGUAUGUACUAAAAUUUAA
Leptopilina boulardi is the source of this 1980-nucleotide messenger RNA. RefSeq lists its product as uncharacterized. Gene Ontology annotation, molecular function: protein binding. The record is from RefSeq and is a predicted model, not a curated record. NCBI's taxonomy places the organism in Eukaryota, Metazoa, Arthropoda, Insecta, Hymenoptera, Figitidae. The transcript is spliced from 6 exons. Bases 388 to 1836 code for a protein of 482 amino acids.